UUCACCUCACACUCACUUGUACCUAAUAAUUCCUCCCCUCGCUGCUUUUGCCACAAGCUUUCCCCUAUAUAUACACUUGAAUCUUUCUUCUCAUUGCUCACUUCAACUUCAACUUCAACCUCUUCUUCAGCAAAUACUUAAAACACACACAUUAUCUCUCUCUCUCUCUCUCUCGCUAAUAAUGGAUAAACUAGACAAGUGUGCAGCAAACUAUGUAGCGCUAACUCCUCUCACUUUCUUGAAGAGAGCCGCUGCGGUUUAUGCCAAACGGACCUCUGUUAUAUACGGCGGAGUUCGGUUUAACUGGCUCCAGACUUACCAACGAUGUUGUCGUGUGGCCUCCUCGCUUCGAUCCCUCAAUAUUACAAAGAACGAUGUGGUGUCGGUUUUAGCACCAAAUACUCCAGCAUUGUAUGAGAUGCAUUUUGCAGUGCCAAUGGCUGGGGCGGUGCUGAAUGCUAUUAACACCAGGCUUGAUGCCAAUAACAUAGCGACUAUUCUGCGACACUCUGAAGCCAAGAUGUUCUUUGUGGACUACGAAUACGUGCCUCUUGCUCGUGAUGCUCUCCGUUUGUUACUCUCUGAUAUUGAUUGUUCACUCCCUUUGGUGAUUGUCAUUGAUGACAUUGACAAGCCUACGGGGAUUCGGCUAGGCGAGCUUGAGUACGAGCAGCUUGUUUGCCACGGGGAUCCUCGGUAUGUGCCUGAGGCGGUCCAGGAUGAGUGGGAUGCGAUAGCUCUGAAUUACACCUCUGGCACCACCUCGGCUCCCAAAGGAGUGGUGUAUAGUCAUAGAGGGGCGUUUUUGAGUACUAUGAGUUUGAUUCAGGGGUGGGAAAUGGGGACUGAGGCUGUUUAUUUGUGGUCACUUCCUAUGUUUCAUUGUAAUGGAUGGACUUUUACUUGGGGAGUGGCUGCACGUGGUGGCACCAAUGUGUGCAUCCGCAACACCACUGCGAAACAAAUGUACUCGGCAAUUGCUGAGCACAAGGUCACACACAUGUGCUGCGCCCCCAUUGUGUUCACUAUUCUCCUCGGGGCAAAACCCGAGGAGCGAUGCAGUAUUAGCCAUCAGGUGAACAUUCUGACGGGAGGGGCACCGCCACCAGCGCCCCUCCUGGAGAGAAUGGAGAAACUCGGUUUCCAUGUCAUGCAUGCCUAUGGCCUCACCGAGGCCACAAGACCUGCACUGAUAUGCGAGUGGCAGGCUAAAUGGAACGACCUGCCACAGGAACAGAAGGCCAAACUCAAGGCUCGCCAGGGUGUGAGUAUACUCACCCUGGCGGAUGUUGAUGUUAAGGAUUUGACUACAAUGAAAAGUGUGCCGCGUGAUGGCAAGACAAUGGGAGAAAUUGUGCUCCGAGGCAGCAGUAUCAUGAAAGGCUACUUCAAAGAUCAGGUUGCCACAAAACAGGCAUUCCAUCAAGGCUGGUUUUUAACAGGUGACGUCGGGGUAAUCUACCCCGACGGAUACCUGGAAAUCAAGGACAGGUCAAAAGAUGUUAUCAUCUCAGGUGGCGAGAAUAUAAGCAGCGUGGAACUGGAGUCAGUGCUUUACAAGCAUCCUAGUGUAAUGGAGGCCGCCGUGGUGGCAAUGCCUCAUCCGCGAUGGGGGGAAAGUCCUUGUGCCUUCGUCGUAGUGAAAAAUAUGGACAAAAAUAAUGUGCGAGAGGAUGAUAUCAUCAAACAUUGCCAGGAAAAUCUGCCAAAAUAUAUGGUACCGAAGAAGGUAGAGUUCUUGAAUGAUCUUCCAAAGACUUCAACAGGGAAGCUGAAAAAAUUUGAACUCAGGGCAAUUGCAAAGACUCUGGUGAUCUCUGACAAACAAACGGCCAAGAAGCAGGCUAAUAAAGUCCACAGGAACCGAUUAAAUGACAAUGGACAUGCAACUGAUCACCAUGACCUUGUCAUGUCUCGUCUAUGAAACUAUAAGUGUUCUCGAAUUAUACUACUUUACGGUGGAAAUGAUCCGCUUGGUAGUCAAAAUUUUAAUUCGCUUGUACAAAAUGUUAAAGUUUGAAACAGGGCUUGUAAUUUAAUCCUUUUGAAAAUAUUAAUAGUUGUAUCAUACUGAAAAUAAUGAUCGAUCAUUUGGUUGAGUUAAUCAUUCGAAUACUAAAAUAAACUAAUUCGGUUCGGUUGACCAAACCGAAGCAACUCGUUUUCAGUUCAAUUAUGAUUUUUGUUUUAUUUGA
This is a messenger RNA of Daucus carota subsp. sativus, 2195 nucleotides long. RefSeq names its product trans-cinnamate:CoA ligase, peroxisomal. The record is from RefSeq and is a predicted model, not a curated record. The transcript has 2 exons. NCBI's taxonomy places the organism in Eukaryota, Viridiplantae, Streptophyta, Magnoliopsida, Apiales, Apiaceae. The coding region runs from base 182 to 1924 and encodes 580 amino acids.